GGUGUUUUAUGUACUAGUGUUUCCCAGCAGGCACAUUUCAGUUAUAACAUCACAGUGAAUAAUCAGAAGCCAAUUUGGGAAGUCAAAAUGGAUAAGAUCUUGUUGUGGAGUCUACUGUUGAUUUGUUCUGGAAGUCAAGCCUCAAGACCCUUGGCUCAAAGAAAUAUCGAAUUUGCAGUGGAUCUUUAUCAAGCUAUUUGUUUAUCUCAUAAGGACAACAUUAUAUUUUCCCCCCUUGGAACAACGUUGGUUCUUGGGAUGGUACAACUGGGAGCAAAAGGAAACGCACAGGAGCAGAUAAGACAAACGUUAAAACUUCAGGAAAACUCAACUGGAGAAGAAUUUUCUGUGCUGGAGUCAUUUUUCUCCGCCAUCUCAGAGAAAAGGCAAGAAUUUACAUUUAAUCUUGCCAAUGCCCUCUACCUUCAAGAAGGAUUCACAGUGAAAGAACAGUAUCUCCAUAGCAACAAGGAGUUUUUUCAGAGUGCCAUAAAACUGGUGGAUUUUCAAGAUGCAAAGGCUUCUGCAGAGACAAUAAGUACCUGGGUAGAAAGCAAAACAGAUGGGAAAAUUAAAAACAUGUUUUCCGGGGAAGAAUUUGGCCCUCUGACUCGGCUCAUCCUGGUGAAUGCUGUUUAUUUCAAGGGCGAUUGGAAGCAGAAGUUCACAAAAGAGAACACACAGUUGAUGAAUUUUACUAAGAAAGAUGGUACAGCAGUCAAAGUUCCAAUGAUGAAGGCUCUUUUGCGAACAAAAUAUGGCUGUUUUUCUGAAUCCUCCGUGAACUACCAGGUUUUGGAAUUACCUUAUAAAGGUGACGAGUUUAGUUUAAUCAUCAUACUCCCUGCAGAAGAUGUGAACAUAGAAGAAAUGGAAAAGCGCAUUACUGCGCAUCGAAUCCUGAAAUGGUUCUCUGAGAUGCAAGAAGAGGAAGUGGAAAUCAGCCUCCCUAGAUUUAAAGUCGAACAAAAAUUAGACUUCAAAGAAGCUUUGUAUUCUUUGAAUAUAACUGAGAUAUUUAGUGGUGGCUGUGACCUUUCUGGAAUAACAGAUUCAGCUGAGGUAUUUGUUUCCCAAGUCAUGCAACACGUUUUUUUUGAGAUAAAUGAAGAUGGGAGCGAAGCUGCGGCAUCAACCGGCAUGAACAUCCCUGUGAUCAUGAGUCUGGCUCAAAACAAAUUUACAGCAAAUCGUCCAUUUCUGUUUAUUGUGAAGAAUAGUCCAACAGUCUUAUAAGACAUCUGGAAGAUGGCAGAGGCUCCAUCAGCCUGGGUUUCUGAAUGAUUGCAUGGAUCACAUCUGUCUUAUCCUCUGAUGCCUGCACUGACCAUGGAUUGCCACACUGGACUCUACUGGGAGCAAGAGAUACACCAUAUAGUGUUAAGCCAUAGGAACUAGGUAACUAGGUAUUUCACUCCGUGAAAUAAUACAACUUUGCUCUUAACACAUGUUUUCCAUGGAUUAGCCUGUGGUGUAUGUUUUCUCAUCCUGGUGCCUGACACCUGGUAAAGUUCUGGAAUGCUAUUUCAAUUUUCUUCGUUCUGUGAAAGAACUUUAGGAUUGAUGUUCCAGUGAAUUUUGCCAUGCAAAUUGCUCAGUGUCAUAGUAAAAAUAUAUCUUCAUCAAAAGAGAGGAAAGGAUGUAAAAUUCAGAAUGGGGUGCUUUGCUGACUGCUACACAGCUGUCUUGAAUGAGACCCUUUCCAUAAUAAAAAAGCAAAAAAGCAGCCUUUAACUUCUA
Lynx canadensis (Canada lynx) is the source of this 1740-nucleotide messenger RNA. RefSeq names its product serpin family I member 2 (gene SERPINI2). Gene Ontology annotation, molecular function: serine-type endopeptidase inhibitor activity. Lineage: Eukaryota; Metazoa; Chordata; Mammalia; Carnivora; Felidae. The transcript is spliced from 9 exons. Bases 88 to 1236 code for a protein of 382 amino acids. The record is from RefSeq and is a predicted model, not a curated record. Gene Ontology annotation, biological process: negative regulation of endopeptidase activity.